Cetraspora pellucida is the source of this 215-nucleotide messenger RNA. The record is from the annotation of a GenBank genome assembly. NCBI's taxonomy places the organism in Eukaryota, Fungi, Glomeromycota, Glomeromycetes, Diversisporales, Gigasporaceae.
CAACAAAAUAUAUUGGCAGAUAUUCUGAAAUUCUUAUAGUAGAUAAUACUCACAAAACAAAUAUUUAUAAGUAUCUUCUUAUUAGUGCUGUCAAUAUUAAAAAUAUUAGCAAUAAAAAAGAAGUAUUGGCAUCUUACCAAAUUGUGAUAACUUGGAUAGAAGAUGAAAUCUUUAUGUCUAACAAAGAUCAAGCAUUACAAAAUAAUACAUCUAAA